AUGAAGGACUCCUGGUUUUUCGACAAUAACUUCAAUGGUCUGUCAGAUGAGAUUUUUGAUGAUGUCGUUGGCUUUUUUGAUUUCCCUCUGGAAGAUGUGGAAGAAGAUUGGGAUUCUCAAUUGAAAUGCCUUGAAGACCAACAUUCUGAGGUUCUUUCAGCAUCAUCAAAUGGGCUAUGUGGCAAAACUCAAACUGAAAACCCCCAACUCGGAACGGAGUUCUCUGCUUCUUGUAACGUGAUUUCCCCAAUAAAACAGCUGGCAAAGGCUCCUGGACCAACAUAUGGAAAAUCCAUUCCCAUCAAGAAUGUCAAUUUCAAUGGAAAAGAUUUGUAUCAAUUCCGAACCUACAGCCCAGUUUCAGUUUUUGAAAGCAGCAGUUCUUCCUCUGUUGAGAAUUCCAACUUUGAUCAACCUGUCAUUCCAGUAAAGCGGGCUCGAAGUAAACGGCAGCGUGUUUCAAGCUUCAGUCCUCUAUUUUCCAAUCCUUUCAUCCUUAAUUCACAGGCUUUGCAGAAACAGCUAAGGACAUCUGCCUCUGAAUCAGAUUUCGGAACAAAUGCUGCUGGGAAUAUAUCAAACAAAGUAAAAAGCCACAGGAAAAAGGAUUUGUCCCUGCUGUCAGAAGAUGUUGAGAUGAUAAGAUCCUCACAUCUGGAGUCAGAUCCCCCCAGAAAAUGCAUGCAUUGUGAGGUGACAAAGACUCCACAAUGGAGAGAGGGACCUAUGGGUCCCAAAACACUCUGCAAUGCUUGCGGUGUUCGAUAUAGGUCUGGCCGCCUCUUUCCGGAGUACCGGCCAGCAGCUAGCCCAACUUUUGUUGCAUCAUUGCACUCAAACUGUCACAAGAAGGUCGUGGAGAUGAGAAGCAGAGUCCAGGAGGGUGUUAGGGGUUCUAUGUUGGCUUCAUCAAAUCUCCAUGGAAAUUCUGUAGGAUAA
Sphenostylis stenocarpa is the source of this 939-nucleotide messenger RNA. The record is from the annotation of a GenBank genome assembly. NCBI's taxonomy places the organism in Eukaryota, Viridiplantae, Streptophyta, Magnoliopsida, Fabales, Fabaceae.